Messenger RNA from Cydia strobilella, 2985 nucleotides. Its product is annotated as transforming acidic coiled-coil-containing protein 3-like. NCBI's taxonomy places the organism in Eukaryota, Metazoa, Arthropoda, Insecta, Lepidoptera, Tortricidae. Gene Ontology annotation, biological process: cerebral cortex development; cell population proliferation; mitotic spindle organization. The transcript has a single exon. Gene Ontology annotation, cellular component: cytoplasm. The record is from RefSeq and is a predicted model, not a curated record. The coding region runs from base 167 to 1723 and encodes 518 amino acids.
AAUAUCCGUUACCUCCUACACAAAAUUGACAAAAUAAAAUCGGUUGUAACUUCUGUUUUUACUCCUUUGAGUCUUUGAGUGCGAGUGACGAAAAUAGCGAGACUUAAGUAGAUUGACGAAGCUUUUCCUUCAGUGGCACUAAAGCUCGCGUGGGGCUGAAGGCCGGAUGUUCUCUAAUAUAGUAACUGUCGAUCCGUCUCCGACCUACAAUAAAAACAGGAGUUUGAGCAAUAUAUAUCAGAAGUUUCAAAGUCUCCUCGGCCGUGGUACGAAUAUUGACAUCGGCAGCUGCGCUAAAGAGGACAUGUUAUCUGCGAGGGGCAGUACGGUCGCAUCAGAGGACAGUUUCAUUACGCCGGUGUCUUCGGUCGGAGAUCUGAUGGCGAUGUCACCGCGAGGCAAGCAGGCCCAGGAGUCGGCUGAUGUGACGAGUGACCUGCUCACGGGCGGUGACUUCGACAGUGUUUGUGAUAUAACCAUGCAGGAACUUCAACAUUACGAGGAUCCUUUGUACAUGGAUCCGACAAGUAUGGACUAUCUAGUGAAGUGUGCCGAGUCCACUCACAGCAACAGUCACGUAGACCGCGGCAAGGAAAGCUUGUUCAUAAAAUUCGAUCCGCUUUACGCUCGUCAAAAACCCCCAUCCACUCCUACUGAAUCCCUCCCGGACUCCACGGAGGCUGACAUAGGCUACGAAACAGGAAGUGCUGCAUCCAUUUUCGCUGACAACAGUGUCGCUACGCCUAAGCAUUCAAUGUCUGUGGGAUCUAUCUCAUGUGCAUGGGAAAAGCCUACUCAAGUGGUUCCACCCGUCAAAAACGAUUUGGCCAAAACUGAAACUAAACGAAUGCCGCCGUUGGUUCGAAGUGCCUCUGCAAUCGUAUCGUCUAGUCAUGUAGCUACAGACAGGCUCAUUAAUUUCAUAGGGAGUACACCGCCUGUGGCUGCUCCCCGCAGUCCUCAUCACCGUUCAAACACCCACCAGGUAGACAGACUACAUUCUCUUCGACUUAUACUCCAGAAGCAGGAACAUGAAGCUUUAUUACUCAGACAGGAAAAUGGAGAUCUCAAGUCUGCGUUACACAACAUUGAGAGUAGAUACACAAGUACUAUUGAGGAGUUAGAGUUAAAAGUUAAGAAGCUUAAGGAUGAAAAACAUAAUUUGAUAGAGAGAGAAAACCAGCUACUUCAGCAGCUUCAUGACAAAAACCUGAAUAACAAACAAAUGGGUGUAGUAAUGGAAGAAUAUGAGAAAACUAUAUCUUCUCUGAUCGGUGAGCAUCAGCGGGAGCAACUACUGACGCGGGAAAUGCAACAAAAACUAAGCACUGAACGAGACCAAGCUUUAAGUCACUUGGCAAGCAUGGAAAGCUCAUUCAACGACUUGCUGUCCAAGUAUGAAAAAUGCAAAAGUAUUAUUAUGGAACAUAAAGAUACGGAGAAAAUAUUUGAGCAGAAAAUUACAGAGUAUGAAGCUGGUUUGAAAAAAUAUGAAGAACUUUAUACAAACUUGAAACAAAUUACUGAAGAGAGCUUGUCUAAAGCCAAUGAAACAUUGGAAACUGUGAAGAAAAACCAUAGUGUGGAGCUAACAAAGUUAAAUGCUACCAUCAAGAAGCAUGAGAUCAAAAUUUCGUCUCUAGAGGAGUCACUGUCUCAAAAAAUAAGAGAUAAUGAGGAGUUAACAAGAAUUUGUGAUCAGCUCAUAAAUGAGGUGCACUAGAGUGCACCAUUUUAGAGAUAUUUAACUGUAUUCUAUUAUCUAAAAUCUCUGUGAUGAAUCUCUACAAUUAUGACAUUAUUAUGACUUUAGUUAUAGUUGGAUAUAUUAUUAUAACUUUUUGAUUAGAAACAUAUUAGGGGUCAGUCAUUAAUUACAUCACACAUUUAGGGAGUAGGGGUCAAGAAAAUGUGACAUGUUGUGCCAAGGGGAAGCUGGGAGUCACAAACUUUGUGAUGUCACUUUAAAUUAUUUUAUUCGCUGUACAGUUAAAUAACAAGUUUUUGGAACGAUUUUUUAUUCAUUUUAUUUAUCUGUCCUAAUCAUUUUUGGGUUAUAAAAUUAGUAAUAUUUCUUUUGUCAAAAUAUUUUUAUAAAAUAUUAAUUCGAUUUUGGGUGACGUAAUUAAUGGAUGAACCCUUAUCUAAGAAUGCUAUUUUAUGUUUGCGCUUAUUUGAUAUUCCAUUUACAGGUGUUGGUGCUUGUUGACUAAUUUGUAGGAACUGUUUUAAAAAUGUACAUUGUGAAUUCAUUUUUUUAUAAAUUCCAUUAAAAAAUACAAGACAGCUUCUACUAGAUAGAUUAGACUUCGAACUUGUAAACAUAAAAUAGGUGUAACACUUAAUAAUUACAAACUCUAUUAACAAAUUAUGUGUAAACUAAUCAAGUAUUGUCCCUAAUGUCCUUAUCUUGAUGUUAAAUGCCUUGUUUAGAUGUUUGACUGACUUAAAAAUCUUAAAAUGUUUAUUUCUCUUUUUUUUGUUUUGCUCUAUGUCAAUUAGUUACUUAUCGCGUCCAAAUCCCGCCUAUGUUUUGUAUAGACGGAUUAAAAGUGCUCCUACACUGGCUGUUAUAUAAUGUUCUAUAACAUAAAACAUUGACAGGGACAGCAUAAUAAAACACUAUCACUACUAUCAUUUUGUCCCUGCCACACGAUGUAAUAUAACUUUACAUAGCGGCUAGUGUGGGACCACCAUAAGUUUGGGUAUAUUAAAGAAACUAUAAAUUGAGAGAUUUAAAAUAUUGUGCAACAUAUUAAACGGUUUUUAGUUUUUCUAUUUGCUAAAGUCUUUAUAAAACCCAGACUUCUUUACUGCAUCUAAAUCAUAGGACUGAGGUGUAGUGUUUCUCCAUUUCACCUUAUUCUACAAUAUAGGAGCCUUUGUUUAGGUAGACAUCCGUCUAAGAUCGGUGUAUCUAAUAUUUAUUAUGAUAUAUGCUUGUACUUAGAUUACAUUUUUCUGAAAUAAAAAGCUGUAAUUAAG